AUGGUUUUAUCGUUACCACCAUCUAACAAUUCAGCUAAUUUCCUUGGUCAACUUGUUAGAAAAACAAAUGAAUCCGAUAAAUACUUAAAAAUCCAAUUUGAUCAUGGAACUACAACGUUAGGAUUUAUGUAUCAAGGUGGAAUUGUACUUUCAGUUGAUUCUAGAGCUACAGGUGGCCAGUUUAUUGGUUCUCAAGUAAUGAAAAAAAUAGUUGAAAUUAACGAUUAUUUGUUAGGCACUUUGGCUGGUGGAGCAGCAGAUUGUGUAUAUUGGGACCGUGUUUUAGCAAAACAGUGCCGGAUGUAUGAAUUACGUAAUAGAUCUCGUAUAUCUGUGGCUGCAGCUAGUAAAUUAAUGUCUAAUAUGGUUUAUAAUUAUAAAGGAAUGGGUCUUAGCAUUGGUAUGAUGCUUGCCGGUUGGGAUAAAAGAGGGCCAGGAUUAUAUUACGUUGAUUCAGAAGGUACACGUACACCUGGAACAGUUUUCAGUGUUGGAUCUGGCUCAGUAUUUGCUUAUGGUGUAUUAGAUUCUGGAUAUCAUUGGGAACUAACAGAUCAAGAAGCUUAUGAGCUAGGUAGAAGAGCUAUUUAUCAUGCUACGCAUAGAGAUGCUUAUUCUGGUGGAAUUGUGAGAGUUUAUCACAUGAAAUCAACUGGUUGGAUACAUAUUAGUGAUCAAGAUUGCAAAGAUUUACAUUAUACGUAUACAAAAGAAAAAGUAGCUGUUGAAAACUAAUUAAAUCCUAUUAUUUAUAAAGCGAUUAUAA
Messenger RNA from Ceratosolen solmsi marchali, 766 nucleotides. It is a transcript of the gene Prosbeta5, whose product is annotated as Proteasome beta5 subunit. Gene Ontology annotation, molecular function: threonine-type endopeptidase activity. The record is from RefSeq and is a predicted model, not a curated record. Lineage: Eukaryota; Metazoa; Arthropoda; Insecta; Hymenoptera; Agaonidae. Gene Ontology annotation, cellular component: cytoplasm; proteasome core complex. Bases 1 to 735 code for a protein of 244 amino acids. The transcript is spliced from 5 exons.